UAUACCAAAAGGAACAAAUGGAAACAAGGUAUCAAAUUAAGGUGCCCGUGGGGUUAUAUUUGGUAUUGUCCUGCAGGGUUAUAAUCUACAGAUAUCUUUUCUUUCAAUUAUCAGACUGUCGGCUGCAGAUAGAUCACAUUUAUUUUGAUUUUGCAUACAUCGAACUUGUCUAAAUACAUAUAAGCAAGCAACAUCUUUCCUCCUCUUUAUUUUAUUUUAUUUUAUUUUAUUUUUCAUUCUUUAUACAUCUUUACCUCUCCAUCUCUUGUUCUUUAUCUCUCUCUCUCUCUCUCUCUCUCUUUAUCUUGUAAAAAAUUAAAACUUAAAAAUACAAUGAAUCAGUAUCAAUCCCAGCAACCUCCCGCUCCACCACAGGCAUAUUAUGGGGCAUCACAAGGAGGAUAUUAUCAACCACCACCACCACCACCAACCACAGUCUACAUACAACCCCCUCCACAGAAAGAGAAUGGCGGCUGCAUGGGAUUUAUCGUAGCUUGUAUGGCAUGCUGUGCUCUUGAGCAACUUUGUUGCUGUUGUGCCGGGGAGAUUUGUGAAGCAUGUUGCUGUUAAAAUAUCGAAAUAAAUUUUUUCUUUUCUUUACC
Molecule: messenger RNA, 602 nt
Organism: Phycomyces blakesleeanus NRRL 1555(-)
Lineage: Eukaryota; Fungi; Mucoromycota; Mucoromycetes; Mucorales; Phycomycetaceae
Exons: 2
Coding region: 334-570 (78 amino acids)
Source: RefSeq, a predicted model, not a curated record